Molecule: messenger RNA, 1378 nt
Organism: Gastrolobium bilobum
Lineage: Eukaryota; Viridiplantae; Streptophyta; Magnoliopsida; Fabales; Fabaceae
Exons: 6
Coding region: 195-1172 (325 amino acids)
Cellular component (GO): cytoplasm
Molecular function (GO): glutathione transferase activity
Source: RefSeq, a predicted model, not a curated record
GUAAUUCCUAAGUAUGGUUACAGAAGAGAACUCCAUUUAUUUAUAAUUGUACUAUAAUCAUGUUCCGUUCGAGAUCACUAUUAAAAGCUCCUUUCAUCUUUGACUACUACAACAACAACAACUACGAGGUGAAGAAGAUUUGGAGGUUUUUGUGAUUCGAUCUUAAAAUAUCUACUGCUUAGCAUCUUGUUACAAUGGCGCGAUCUUCAUUGGAUGAGAUGUCAGACACUGGUGCAUUUGUGAGAUCUGCUUCCACAUUCAGACAAUUCAUUUCAAGGGACCCAAAUUCCCAAUUUCCAGCAGAGUCAGGAAGGUAUCAUCUCUAUAUAUCAUAUGCUUGUCCUUGGGCUUCUAGGUGCCUUGCUUACUUGAAUAUCAAAGGACUUGAAAAAGCCAUCAGUUUCUCGUCAGUCAAACCCAUCUGGGGAAGAACUAAAGAAUCAGAUGAAUAUAUGGGAUGGGUUUUCCCUGAUUCAAAAACUGAGGUGCUAGGAGCUGAACCUGAUCUGUUGAAUGGAGCGAAGACUAUUAGGGAACUUUAUGAAAUUGCAAGUACAAACUACACUGGAAAGUUCACUGUUCCUGUUCUGUGGGAUAAGAAACUGAAGACAAUUGUUAACAACGAGAGUUCAGAGAUAAUCCGCAUGUUUAACACUGAAUUCAACAAUGUCGCAGAAAAUCCCACCUUGGACUUGUAUCCGACUGACUUGAAAGCCCAAAUUGAUGAAACUAAUGAGUGGAUAUACGAUGGUAUAAACAAUGGUGUUUAUAAGUGUGGGUUUGCGAAGAUGCAAGAACCAUACAAUGAUGCUGCAAGACAAUUGUAUGAAGCUUUGGACAAAUGUGAGAAUAUACUAAGCAAGCAACGCUAUAUAUGUGGCAACACACUAACUGAAGCAGACAUUCGUUUGUUUGUCACUCUAAUUAGAUUUGAUGAGGUUUAUGCUGUUCACUUUAAGUGCAACAAGAAACUACUGCGGGAAUACCCAAAUCUCUUCAAUUAUACCAAAGACAUUUUCCAAAUUCCUGGCAUUAGUAGCACAGUGAACAUGGAACAUAUAAAGUUGCAUUACUAUGGAAGCCAUCCUUCUAUCAAUACAUAUGGGAUCGUUCCUGUGGGGCCAAAUAUUGAUUAUUCUGCUCCUCAUAACAGAGAAAGGUUUUCUUCUUAGGUUGUUUAUCUGUACAAUUGUAUGAGAUUUAUGGCCUAACUAGUUUGAGUAAAGGUGAUGUUAAUGUUGAUGUUAUAAGUGAUUUAUGACAAAUUUUAUGUAUCUUUAAGGGAUUGUUUUGUUGAAAUAUUGCAGAAACAGCCAUGCUUUUGAUUUUGAAAAUAAAGUGAGACAAAUGGGUGUGUUUAUACUUCUGAUGUUAGAAU